CCCGAAUGAAGUUUGGCCGAGUCGCCCAUAAAUAAUGGUAUCCAGUCGCUGCUCUUACUCCAAAUUCCAAAACAAUCAAAACAGAUAAUCUUGAAGCCUCUGUACGUGACUGAUACGAUGUCGUAUGCUGUGCCGGUACCUGCGACUGGGCCGAGCGCUCAGCCUCUGGCCAACCCCAUUACGGUGGUCAGCCCGCAGUUCCAAGCAACCUACCCUGUGGAUCUGGUCAUCACGGAGAAGAUGAUGACGAUCAAGGAAGGUGAUUUUACAGUGUCGGACGUUAAUGGAAAUGUCAUGUUCCAGGUCAAAGGCUCCCUUUUCAGCCUUCAUGAUCGUCGGACUUUGGUCGACAGCGCCGGCACUCCUAUCCUCUCCUUCCGACAAAAGAUAAUGACAGCACAUAAGAGAUGGCACGUAUUCAGAGGAGAGAGCUCAGACGAAAAAGAUCUACUCUUCACUGCCAGGAAGUCAUCCUUUUUCCAGCUCAAGACUGAAUUAGAUGUGUUCUUGGCUGGUAACACUAAAGAAGAAGCUUACGAUUUCAAGGUCAAAGGAAGCUGGGGGGAAAGAUCAUGCACCAUAUAUAAUGGAGACAACACUAUCAUUGCACAAAUGCACAAGAAACAUGAUCUUAAAAGUAGUUUGUUUGGGAGAGAUGCGUUCUCAGUGACUGUGUAUCCUCAUGUUGAUUAUGCCUUUAUAACUGCCAUUGUGAUUGUUCUUCAUGAGAUUAACAUGGACAGAAGUGGGGAAGACUGAAGCUGAUGAUGAUGCUGCUUUGUUAUGUACUUAUAUAUCUAUAUAAAUAAGAAUAAACAAUUUCCCUUAUUGUCACUAAAUCAGUUAAUUGUCUUGGUAUAUAAUUACCGAGAGACUUUAUUGUGUGAUCUCUGGCUUCGGGCCAUCUAGUACAAAUGAAUAAAUGAUUUGGAUCUCUUAGUUUAA
This is a messenger RNA of Rosa rugosa (rugosa rose), 945 nucleotides long. RefSeq names its product protein LURP-one-related 15-like. The coding region runs from base 118 to 759 and encodes 213 amino acids. Lineage: Eukaryota; Viridiplantae; Streptophyta; Magnoliopsida; Rosales; Rosaceae. The transcript is spliced from 3 exons. The record is from RefSeq and is a predicted model, not a curated record.